Messenger RNA from Biomphalaria glabrata, 1576 nucleotides. Its product is annotated as general transcription factor IIH subunit 4-like. Gene Ontology annotation, molecular function: ATPase activator activity; double-stranded DNA binding. The record is from RefSeq and is a predicted model, not a curated record. Bases 137 to 1504 code for a protein of 455 amino acids. Gene Ontology annotation, cellular component: transcription factor TFIIH core complex; transcription factor TFIIH holo complex. Lineage: Eukaryota; Metazoa; Mollusca; Gastropoda; Planorbidae. Gene Ontology annotation, biological process: nucleotide-excision repair. The transcript has 13 exons.
UCUACUGGGUAGAACUGUUUAUCUGUAAACUACAUUUUAUUAGAAGAAUGAAAUAAUAUGAAUAUUAUUGAUGAUGUUCAAUAGAUUUAGUCUGUCAAUUGGAAAUUGAUCGGUUUAAAUUAAGACACUUGCUAAAAUGUCUUUUGGAAUGAAAACUCUAUUAUGCAAAGACUUGCAUUCUUAUUUGCGAAGUCUUCCUCCUACAGUUCUUGAUCGGCUUUAUUGUCACCCUGCAACAUGCUUAGCAGUUUUUCGAGAUAUACCAGAACUUGCUCGUCACUAUGUUAUGAGACUUCUGUUUGUGGAUCAGGCAGUAGCGCAGGCAGUGGUUCAGCAGUGGAGCACUGCUCCAGCAGAAGAACAAUUUGAAGCUGCUGCUGCGUUAGUGGAGCUUCGUGUUUGGUAUGAGAAGCCACUUCCUGGGGGCAUGCCUGGAUGGCUUCUGAACCAUAUCUUUAGAACAAACCUGAUGACUGCAUUACUUGGAGGUGGAACACCUUGGAUUGGUAACAAAGAUCUCACACCAGACAAAUAUACUAAAGACAUUCCUUUCCUAGACAAAUAUGCUUUGGAGAGGUGGGAGUGUGUAUUACACUUCAUGGUAGGAUCUAAUGAAGGAACAGAUGGAGUCAACAAAGAUAUUACAGAUGUUUUGUUGUACAGUGGAUUGAUGAGAGUAGAUGAUGGGGAACCCUCCAUUACUGCAGAAGGAUUUCAGUUUUUGUUGCUUGAUACAUCCGCACAGGUUUGGUUCUUCCUUUUGCAGUAUUUGGACACAGUUCAGACACGUGGAAUGGAUCUGGUUGAAUGUUUAACUUUUCUCUUCCAACUGAGUUUCUCCACACUUGGCAAGGACUAUUGCACUGAAGGAAUGAGUGAGAAUCAACUGAGGUUUCUUCAACAUCUUCGAGAGUUUGGUCUUGUUUACCAGAGGAAACGCAAGUCACACCGCUACUACCCUACCAGGCUUGCUGUCAACAUUGUGUCGGGCCUGUCAAAAACUAAAAUCGACACACAUAGGCCAGGUUUCAUCGUGGUGGAGACCAAUUACAGGGUCUAUGCCUACACAGACUCUCCCUUACAGGUGGCGCUGUUAGCCUUGUUCUGUGAAAUGUUGUACAGAUUUCCUAACAUGGUGGCUGCCAACUUAUCUAGAGGAAGUGUAAGGGAAGCCCUGGCUAGAGGAAUCACAGCUGAUCAGAUCAUUCACUUCCUUCACAGCCAUGCUCAUCCAGAAAUGUUGAAAAGGAACCCAGUGAUCCCAUCCACUGUGAAGGAUCAGAUCAAACUCUGGGAACUGGAGCGUCACAGGUUCAAAUUCAAUGAUGGGGUCAUGUACAACCAGUUCCUGUCACAGGCAGACUUUGAAUUGCUUAGAAAUUAUGCUAAGGACACUGGCGUGUUAGUCUGGGAGAUGCCAGAGAAGAGAGUUUUAAUAGUCACAAAGUCUGGACACGAUGAUGUCAAGAGGUUCUGGAAACGUUUGAAAGCGUCAUCAUCCUAACCUACAGAACAACUAUGUACAUAACUUUGUAAAUACUUAGGCUCCAUUCAAUUACAUUCUUGCAUUCAACUU